Molecule: messenger RNA, 1890 nt
Organism: Penicillium angulare
Lineage: Eukaryota; Fungi; Ascomycota; Eurotiomycetes; Eurotiales; Aspergillaceae
Exons: 4
Coding region: 1-1890 (629 amino acids)
Source: RefSeq, a predicted model, not a curated record
AUGAGCUCCCACGAAGAAAAUGUCCUGCCUCCCAUUGAUCCAUCCAUCUCCGAUGAGAAUGAUUGGUGGGAGUUCGGCUUGUCCGAUGUCAAGGUCUUGCGGCCAGGAAAGAUGCUUUACGCGAAUCUGCUUGAAGCGACUGAUGAGAACCCCGUGCAGGUAAUUGGUGAGCUGCAGCUCAACCCGAACCAGGAACACUUGGCACUCAACCCCGAUGCCCUCUCCAAACGAAUUAUUAUCGACGAAGUUACCCAUUAUGCCUACGGCCAAACAGAAGAUCGCAGUGUUGAGCUCUGGGUUGCCGGUAAGGCGGGGUGGUACCGGAUCUCGCCCGCCAAAGGCUACCUACCGCACUACAAUCGUAUGGUUCAGGCCGUGGACAUGUACUACUUCUUGAUGGACAAACAUCAAAAUGGGAAAAAGCAUAUCAAUCCUACGUUCAGGAGUUUGUGUGAGCAGUACGUCUUCCAUACGCAUGGUGACUGUGAGACAAGGGAACAAUCAGCUGAAGUGUUCGGGAUGCACGGUCCUUUUUUGCUUCGUUGCAUGGUCGAGGAUGACGAGGAUAUGGGGUGGAAUAAAACGCACGUCUUCAUUCACCUCCGUCGCAAAUUCAAGGAUGAAUAUAAGGAGAUCAUGGACCGGUUGUCCCCUCAGUCUGACAAGAGUGACGAGGAUGAAGAUGAGGAUGUUUCUCCAAUCACAACUCCUCGACACGAUCCAGCCUCAAUUGCCAAAUCACAAACAGAUGCUGUCUACCGCCUGAUACAAGAUUUAAAGGAAGAAGGCCAUUUGGCAAAACGCCGAUUAAACUUGGACUUGGUGUGUGAGCGAUUAUCUGAACGCUAUUCAUUUAGCAAGGAGAAUGCUAGUAAGAUCAUUGCCGCCAGGGCGGAAGCCGUUCUUGAAAAGUUAGAUGAGGAAGAAACAUCUGCGGUUCGAUGGUCUCGCUAUGUCAUCCACAGAGAACUCAAAUACGCUGCCUCUCAAGACGAACCUCUACCUCCAACUCUAUUGACACCCCUACAACCCAUCGAAGACUCCAGUGAUGACGAGGCUCUUACCCGGACUCAGAAGUCUGUGCUUCGUCCCAAGAAUGCCUCCAAGUCUGCGAAAGUGAUGGGUAAACGAAAUCGCAACUCAACUGCAGAUCAACAGGUCACACAGGAUGGUGAUGAUGAUGAUGAUGCGGACGAUGACGAUGAUCCAGACGCGAUGUCGGAUAUUGAAACACCUAGUAAAACCCGUGGACAUGAACUCAUUCGAACUCCACUGGCAUCUGCGAAACCAAAAAAUCGGACAAAAUCUUUCUUAAAUAAAGAUAGUCCCGCGGCUGCUCUCUUUAAUUCCAUUCUCCAAGAUACUCCACAACCCUCAAGCUCCCUUACUUCAUCUACUCUACCCAUUGCGAAGCCAGAUUUUGGCGGAAUCCCUCCCCUUCCCGAUCUGAACAACAAUAUUGAUCCCGACCCUCAACCCGAACCCGAGCCAGAAUCAGAGACCUGGACUUGCCGCAUGCAAGGAUGUCCUAUGGUUAUAAACACCAAGGGCGAUGAACGCCAAAAGGAGAUUGAACACCAUGCCGGUGAGCAUGACUGGGACACACAAAUGCGAGUUGAGCUCGUCGAAAAAGAACAGCGCAUGCAUACUGCUUUUCCCGUUAGCAAUCUCAUGAAGUAUUUGCUUAGCCAGCAUUACCAACAGAUGCGUGAAGCCUUCCCUGAAAUUUACACUGCAAAGAAUGGAAACGAUGAUAUCAACGGCAAUGCGAAUGGAACUGCUUCGCCUGAACACUCCGAGCCCAUUGAGAAUGGAAAUUCGGUUGUCACUCCAAGUCCCCUGUCCCCCGAGGGGCCUGAGGACCAUGCUAUGAAUGGCCAUGCAACUUGA